This is a messenger RNA of Dermacentor silvarum, 2622 nucleotides long. RefSeq lists its product as uncharacterized. Gene Ontology annotation, molecular function: G protein-coupled receptor activity. Gene Ontology annotation, biological process: G protein-coupled receptor signaling pathway; cell surface receptor signaling pathway. The coding region runs from base 445 to 2529 and encodes 694 amino acids. The record is from RefSeq and is a predicted model, not a curated record. The transcript has 3 exons. Lineage: Eukaryota; Metazoa; Arthropoda; Arachnida; Ixodida; Ixodidae. Gene Ontology annotation, cellular component: membrane.
GGAUAUCCCGCCCUGAAAGAACGCGUGCGUGACAAAGGCUUCAGCUCUAAUGACACCGGUGCAAUGGAGACUGGUUGACGCUGAAAACGUUGCGCUUAUGAUGUGCAUGGAAAUUCUACAGCAAUCUUGCAAGCAUUUCAGUCGGCGGUGACCUUGGCGUGAAGCGUGGGGUUGAGAGCUUCGAUGGAGCGUUCACAAUUCUGGAGCAGAAGGGGCUUCAACGUGACGCGAAUGAACAAACUUCAAGCACAGAAGAAGGCUAAGGACGACCGAAGAACCAGUGAUGGCUGCUUUGUCCCCUAGCGCCACCAUUUGCUUCCGGAUUGAGUCAUGCGAUGGAAACGCAGUGUCUUCUCUUAAAAGCCGGUCAAGGUAAGUCACACUCGUUGCCGAACACAUGCACCCUUGACAUUCAAGAUUGCGUACUGCACUGAAACAUACGGUAUGUUGCUUGUUCAAAACCUAACCGGUCUUUACUUCUUUUCUGCCUUUUGUGCAAGAGGCAGCAACUUAACUUGUGGAUUGCCCUCUUACGCAAGUUCUAUCCUACUCUAUGUUUGUCCCCAGAAAGGCCCGCCCAAGGUUUCAGCCUUCCAACGUUGUAUGAUGACCAAGCACCCGUGGAUAUUGUGGUUCUUCUCGGUCCACAUGGCAGCAGGGCUCUUCACGCUCAAGUCAUCAAGCAUGCAGAAACCAUGCAACGGCAGUUUGCCAUCGACAAUGUCCCCGUGGAUGCACCAGGACCUAUCAGGGUCUGUUCCUCGGACUCUCACCCGCUGCCCUGAGCAGUUUCACGGUUGUUCGCAAGAGCUUAUCAGCUGCAGCUUGGGCACGUACGUGGUAACGUGCUCCUGCGAACUCAACUGCAGGGCCUACGGUGACUGCUGCUGGAACGUCACCUUUCCCACAACUCCAGUGGCACAGAUGCCUAGGGCUGCGUGCAUCGAAGUACAAGUCUCGCCGACGGCGAAAAUUCACGUUAACAUGGUCACUGGUUGCGCGGGAACCUGGCCUAACGACGACGUGCGAGAUGCGUGCGAAAGACCGGAGUCCUUUACGGAUAUAUUUUACAUCAUUCCGGCCACAAGCGCCACUGGUGUCACAUACCGGAAUGGUUUCUGCGCCAAGUGUAACAACGACAUCGCAAAUACGACCUUCUGGAGUGUAGUCGAGCACAGACAAGAUCGAGGCGUCCACAUCCUUCCUCCAAGAGUCGCCCAAAGUCAUGCAUCGCUUCACCUGAGGCCAUGUAACCAAGACGUGACUAUCCACACAUGCUGGGAGAACAUUUCCGAGGUCGUGUCCCUGAAGUGCAAGAUGUACUACGCACCAGUCCGGGACGCUAGCAUUCCAGGCUCACCAGCUUUCAAGAACGUCUACUGUGCCUUGUGCAACGGAGUAAACAUGUCGCGCUUGUCCUGUAGCCCGACCGUCUAUCUCCCCAUGGCUCUACCCCAAGGCGUACAUACAUCUCAGCUAAACAGCUCGGUAAACCGAGUGAUGAGGACACCUGCAUGUUACGCGCAUCACGAUGGCCGCUGCUACAUCAGGCGCAUUCGGGACGUCUCAAAAAGACAUCAUAGCUCCAGGGUGCAAGACGACAUCGCAGACGGCAAGGAGAAUUCUACGAAACUAGAUUUUCCAAGCAGGUACAGGUCGGAGGGGCCAAGCAAAUACGGUCUGCAGCACUACAUCGCGUUUAUCUGCAUAUCUCUCUCGAUAUAUUUCCUCAUCCUGAAGCUUAUAGUGUUCUGUGUCUACAAGGAGGCCCGCAGCUCUUCGUCCGCUUGCAGGACGUGCAUGGCAGUGACGCUGCUAGUCGCUCAAGUGCUCUUCCUCGUCACAAAGUGCGUGAAACUUGAGGAGUGCGUUUGCUUCGCCGGCGCGGUGUUUGCUCAUUACAGCUUUCUGAGUACGUUCUUGUGGACGGGCGUGCUGUCCUAUGACAUCUGGAAAAGCCUGACCACCAUCAAGGUGUCCUCGACCAGCAGGAACAAACUGGCCUUGUACUCUCUUUUCUCCUGGGGUGUGCCCCUGCUGGUCGUCAGCGUAGCUUUGACCGUGGAUCAGACGGCUCCUCAGUCGGUGCUAUCUCCCAGGUACGGCGACCCAAUCUGCUUCAUCGGCUCCUUCUGGGGCUUAGUGGUCUAUUUCCUCCUGCCCAUGGCGUCGCUAGUGCUGUUCUGCCUCGUUCUAUACUUCUACACUGUGUGCUACAUUCGCUCGACGUCUGCUGCAGCGGAGCGCGUGGGUGACGAUUCAAAGCCCCGACGUGGAGACAAUAGUCAACAACGAACCAACCUUGCACUCUUCGUUCGCCUGGCCAUCAUCAUGGGCGCGCCCUGGGCCGUCGCCCUUGCGGGAUUUUUUGUCCACAGCGUAAUCAUCGAAUCCAUCGUGAAUGCUUUGGUUGGUUCCCAAGGGGUCUACCUGUUCUUCGUCUUCAAGGACUACCGCCAUAUUUGGUUGUCUUUUCGUAAGCGAAUAGCGAAGACAGCUCCCAGAACGAGUUCGUCAAUGUUUGUUUGACACGCUGCCCAGUCAGAGGGAUUUACUACAGAGUAACAGCGUACUUGAAAGACUUCAACAGCACCUGUGUUUUAUAUAGUUCUUAAGAGCUAA